AUGUUAUUCUUCACCGUUGCCACUUCAUUUGAUGUUAGAGUUAUUUUUCUUAGAGAAUUUGUGUUAUCUGCAGAAAUUGAAAAUAAUGUGACGAGGAUCUUCAAGCUUAUAAAAAACGAAGACCUAGGGAAGAAAGAUGGAAACCGAAAAGAUUUGAAGAAGGAGUCAGAACUUGUUGCGCUCAUUGAGAACUUUUACGAACAGUACCAGUCACUAUAUGCUUUGUAUGAUCAUCUUGUAGGAGAGUCUGGGAGAAUCGUUCGUGGCAAGAAAGAGCGAAAAGGUUUUUCCAUGUCUCCCUCCAGCUCAGAUUCCGAGUACUAUUCUUCAGAAGACAUUGAAGGUAACAAUGCCAGAUUGGAAAGAUCUGACAGCAUCAAGCAUGAACUCAAAAAUGAACAUUCGGAAGGCUCUGGUGAUCUAAAGCGAAAGUCAGUAUAUGGAAAUGGAGAAAAGGAAGCAAUAAAUUCAGAAUAUUUGGCAGCAUUGAGAAAACUAAAACAAGCAGAGAUUGUAGACAAUGAUUUGAAGGAUGAAGUUGAUGAAAAAGUAAAGGAACUUUCAGCUCUUGUCGAAGCUCACGAGGCUCAUGGGAAUCAUUCAUCAGCUCGAGUAAAAGAGUUGGAGGGACAGUUAACUGGUUUUAAAAUGGAGUUGGAAUCCUUGUGCAGCCAGAAACGAGAUUUGGAAGCAUGGAAGGAAGGUAAAUCUGCUGAAGCUAAACAGCUAGGAGAUAAAAAUAUUGGAUUACAUGCGCGCAUUUUGGAACUUGAGUUAGUUUUAAAAGAAAGAGAUGAUGAAAUAUCUGAUCUCAAGAACAAACUCAAGGGAAAUGAGGAGAGCUCAGUAUCAAAAAUUUCAGAAUUGAUGACACAGGCCGAAAAUAUGCAACAGGAAGUUGAUUCGUUGUGUUUGCAAAAAGGUGAACAGGAGAAAAAGAUGGUGAGUAAAAAGAAUGAAUCAGUAGCGCAAGUCAAGGGCUUAAGCGAGCAGGUCAAUGCAAUGCAGAAGGAAUUGAAGAUCAUUCGCCAGCAAAAAACUGAAUUAGAAACGCAACUGGAUAAGAAGAACAAAGAAAUCUCCAAGCAUCUGCAACAAAUGGAAAAUCUAAAGCACGAGUUAACAAAAAGGGACACAGUUGAGAAGAAAAUGAUGGAAGAAAAAGAAUAUUUUAUCGCGAAGGUGAAGGACUUGGAAUCAGAAGUGAACUCUCUACGCAAUAAAAAGAAGAAUUUGGAAAAGCAGAUUAAAAACAGAAACCAUGAGAACAACAGGUUGAGACAAGAAAAUGAGAUUCUCAUUUCUAGAAGUUUUGGGUUGGAGGGAACGUUGACUGAGAGAGGGGAUGAGAUUUACGCUCUUCGUGAAGAAUGCGAGAAUGGAAAUAUUGAAGCUUCUGCUCAACUUAUGAAAUUCACGACGCAGGUAAGCAAUUUGAAACAAGAAAUGGAUUCCUUGCAGGCUCAGAAAAGCCAGUUGGAUUUGCAGAUUGAGAUACAAAACAAGCACUAUUUGAACAAACUGACUGAAAUGGAAAAUCGAAACGAUAACUUGACAGACACGAUUGGCCGGAUUGAGAGAGAGAACCAAAAGUAUUUGGAAAUACUGAGUGAGAAGGAAAAUCAAAACCAUAACUUGACAGUCAAGAUUUCCGAUCAGCAGAUGAUUAUUAAGGAACAUGAAGAAACUAUGAAGAAGUUCAACAAGGAGCAUAAACAAGCUAAAAUUUGGUUUUCGGAAUCCAAGUUAAAUGUACGAUUUGUCGAAAGGAAGAUGGAAGAAUUGGCAGAGAAGUAUAGAAUCAAUCUUGAAGAUAGCGUGCGCCUCUUAUAUCAGAGAAUCAGGGUAGCAGAACAAAUACACAAUGAAAACAAGGAAAGCCACAAGAAGUUCAAAGAGAUGUACGAGAAAGAAAACGAAGAUCUUAAAGAAAAGCUAGCAACGUAUCAAGAUCCGGACACAAAGUUGAAGCAAAUAUCGAAAAUAGCAAAAUGUACAUUGCUUGAAUUGGACUUAGUGAUGCUUAAAUUUGAGGAGGGACACAAGAACUUUGAAAAUCGGAUUGUGAAAAUGACGGAGGAGCUUGAGUCUGCAAAAACUUGGGUUAGCGAGAAUGCUGGCGUGAUCAAACGUUUAAAGCACAACGUAGAUUUCUUAACCACACAAAUGAAUGAAAAGGAAGAGCAGGAGAGUGUGUUGAGAGAAAAAGUUUGGAAGUUGGAAGCGUCCGUGGGCAAGGAAGCUGGGGAGAGGCUGAACUUAGUAAAAGGGUUAAGCCAACUAGAGAGUCAGGUGGCAAAUCUUGAGAAAGAAGUAAAGGACAAGGAUGAAGACUUACUGAGUCUUAGGGAGGAGAAGAGGGAGGCCAUACGGCAGCUCUGCGUGUUGAUCGAUCAUCACCGGAGCCGCUAUGAUGAUCUGAAGGAAGCAGUGUCAAAGAGGUCAGCUGCAACAGCUGCCAGAGGCAGGAUUGCAAUUUAGGCCUCUGUUAUGGCCAUUGAUUUGAUAAAGUUUGUUUCACAUUAUAGACUCUUUUCGAUUAUUUCUUCUUUCUUUUUGUAUAGAACAAGUGAUGUGUUGCUCAUAAGGGCAUUUCAUCAUCCAUGAUAUACAUUAAAUU
This is a messenger RNA of Pyrus x bretschneideri (Chinese white pear), 2620 nucleotides long. RefSeq names its product COP1-interactive protein 1-like. Lineage: Eukaryota; Viridiplantae; Streptophyta; Magnoliopsida; Rosales; Rosaceae. The transcript has a single exon. The record is from RefSeq and is a predicted model, not a curated record. Gene Ontology annotation, molecular function: actin binding. The coding region runs from base 1 to 2481 and encodes 826 amino acids.